Molecule: messenger RNA, 678 nt
Organism: Clonostachys rhizophaga
Lineage: Eukaryota; Fungi; Ascomycota; Sordariomycetes; Hypocreales; Bionectriaceae
Source: the annotation of a GenBank genome assembly
AUGCUACUAGACAUUGACGAGAAAGAUAAUGUCGCUCGCAUGGAGCGUGGGGAUCUCUACUACGCAUUUACUCCGCAGCUCGUUGCAGCUCGGAGGCGAUGUGGGCAAGCUGUUGGACGCCUCAACAGAGCAGGGGAAUUGACCCGGCGACAAAUAGCCGAGCAUUGGAAGGAUAUUACCAACAGCAAUGAACCCCUCCCACCUCAAGCAGCAACUGAGGAUGAGGAGGAUGCUGUUCUGCACGAGUACCCCUGGAUAGAGCGCCCGAUAAAUAUUGACUACGGAUACAAUGUCAAAGUUGGAAGCAAUGUCUUUAUCAAUUUCAACUGCACUAUUCUUGACACCUGCGUCGUAUCAAUUGGCUCCCGGACUCUCGUCGGGCCUAACGUGUCAUUCUUCAGCGGCACUCAUCCCCUUGACCCCGAGCUACGCAAUGGAACGAAUGGACCCGAGUAUGGUCGCCCAAUUACAAUCGGGGAGGACUGCUGGAUAGGAGGCAAUGCCACCAUUCUUCCAGGAGUGACGAUUGGGGACGGUUGCACUGUUGGAGCCGCAAGUGUUGUUACCAAGGAUGUUCCUCCAUUUCAUGUUGUGGCAGGCAAUCCUGCUCGGAUUAUUCGAAAACUGGAGCGAAAAGGCGAGCCAGCUUCGAAUGAGGCUCAGUCAAUACAUACGUAG